GUCGCCAGUUCGUCGGGACUUCGAGAAGCCUCCCGUCGUCACCCGCCGCUUAUCCGCAGAGAAACAUGGUUGGUUUUGGCAAGAAGAAGCCGUCUAGUCUUUUCGGUGAAACUGAAUUGGAGGGCAAGGGCAAGGUUGACGGGUCCAGUCUCCUGGACGACAACGGCGAGCCGACGCACGGAACGCUGUACCAGCCAGAAAACUUUGACAAGAAGGUUGUACGACGAGCCGACAACCAAGGGGAAGACCAAGAACAGAAGAAACCCGCGGGCCGGAGUUGGUUUCGCAUCCCUGGCCUGAGCUCUAAGAAGUAGAGUGGUUGCUGCGUGUGUGUUGGUAGUCGUGGUGCGUCGACCGCAGCGACGAUGUUUGCUCUUCAUUGAAAUUCCAUGUUUGUCUCUACUCAA
Messenger RNA from Aphanomyces invadans, 407 nucleotides. RefSeq lists its product as hypothetical. The transcript has a single exon. NCBI's taxonomy places the organism in Eukaryota, Oomycota, Saprolegniomycetes, Saprolegniales, Verrucalvaceae. The record is from RefSeq and is a predicted model, not a curated record. The coding region runs from base 66 to 314 and encodes 82 amino acids.